AUGGAACAGGACUGGCAACGACGGUGCCCCGACCUCGCCUUCCUCGACGCGAUCCGCGACCAUCUCCUCAACGAAGAGGCCGUCGCGACGUUGGACGCGAAUGGCGGAGACAGUGCGGUGUUUUCCGCCGUCGUUGCACCGCAGCGGCCUCCGCCGCUGCAAGCACGGGAAAGGGGGAGGAACUAUCGGGGGGUGAGGCAGCGACCGUGGGGGAAGUACGCGGCGGAGAUCAGGGACCCGGGAAGGAAAGGGGCGCGGGUCUGGCUGGGGACCUUCGCUACGGCGGAGGAGGCGGCGCUGGCCUACGACCGUGCGGCGUUCCGCAUCCGUGGCUCGCGAGCGCUGCUCAACUUCCCUCUCCUCAUCAGCUCGCAGGACGACGCGGCGCCACCGAAGAGGGCAUCGCCGGAGACGCCGCCGCCGUCGGAGAAUAAGAGAAGAAAGAGAGUGGCAGCGCCUGUUUCUUCUGCCGGGGGUCAACGCGAAGGGAUUAGUGAGAGUCGAAAUUUCGAGCUAUAA
Molecule: messenger RNA, 519 nt
Organism: Musa acuminata AAA Group (dessert banana)
Lineage: Eukaryota; Viridiplantae; Streptophyta; Magnoliopsida; Zingiberales; Musaceae
Product: ethylene-responsive transcription factor 1A-like
Exons: 1
Coding region: 1-519 (172 amino acids)
Biological process (GO): regulation of DNA-templated transcription; ethylene-activated signaling pathway
Molecular function (GO): DNA binding; DNA-binding transcription factor activity
Source: RefSeq, a predicted model, not a curated record